AUGGCAACUACGCGACGCAACGGCCAGCUAUCAUCGUGCGAGCCCUGUCGAAAGUCGAAGCUCCGAUGCGACCAUACGAUGCCGAUUUGUGGCCGCUGUAUCCGCCGAGAUCUGAGGGAGGAUUGCAUCUACCACCCGGCGCCGUUGACACAGCUGGGCUCCCAACGAGCGAAGAAAAGGAGACUGGCCAGAGACGAAGCUCAGAUUAAAGACCAUGCCAUACUACAAAACGAGCACAGAAACUGGAACCAAAAGAAAUUUUCGGUCUCUUCGCCCGGGUUUCUCGGGAACACCAGCUAUUCCAAUACGUUUACCGACACAGCAAACGGGCUGCUGAAUGAAAUGAACUCACCCAUCCAGGUAGAGGUGGUGCCAAUGGACUCCAAAAAGGUCCAUCUUGGCGCCCAGGUACUGACCUUGUUGAAAAAUCUCGCGUUCUACCGUGAGGUGGUGAACGCCCGAUUCAAACUAUGGGAAGGCUGGUGCCUAGGCCGGCCACUGACAGAAAUGAUUUUCCAGCUCAUGGAGGAGCUGUGGGGCUCGCCACCAAGUGACAGUGUCGAUCAAAGUAUUCAUGCGCUUCGGCUAUCGAAACAGCUGUUCCAGACUCAUGCGCGCCCCUUGGAAAUCUCUGCUGAUAUGUCGUGGACUCAAUUUAAAACGAUAAUUGCCGGGAGAUGGGAAACCGUCGGACUGCUAUUCUGUAUGACCGGAGCCUCAACGGAGUGGCUGUCAGAAGAAGACCCGAUUUUCAAACAGCCCGGAUCGUCGAACUUGAAAAGCUUAGCAAAUACGGCCUGUGCAGUGAGCGAUAUCUGUCUUCAGUUCUGCGACAGUGCUGGUAUCAUCAACGACGUUGUGAGCUGGCUUCUCAUACACCAUACAACGCUACUGGCCACUGUCUACGGAGAUAGCGAUUCCCGACCGUGGAGGAAGCUAGGUGAGCUCUCCACGACCGUCUUUGCACUGGGACUUCACCAGAACUCGAGCGAUAAUGUCCCUCUCUUCAUUGCUGAGCUGCGCAAGCGCAUUAUGGUGGGUUCAUUUACCAUCGACAAAAUUCUAGCAACCUUUCUGGGCCGGCCACCCUUGAUUAGCUGGCGGUAUUGUGACAUCCAAUUGCCACUCGAUUUGAGCUUCGAGGAGAUGAUUGAAGACCCGCCUUUACUGAACGCAAAGAUUGCUCGCCUCGAGCGCAACGGUGGCUGGAAUGAAGAAGGGACUAUAAGGAAGGGAGCCUGGGCUCGCGUCGCCCUGUUCCGGAGCAUUCUGCGCGAGAAGGUCCUCGAGUUAUCUUUGAGCUUCCGCGUCGAAGAUUUGCAGGCAAAAGUCAAUGACCUUUUAGAAGAGAAUGAUAACCUUCGUGAAAGUCUUCCUAGCUUUUUUCGAUGGAAGCCCGAGGGUGAUGGCGGGAACGCUGUAUCUGUUAUCGAAGAUCGUCUUCUUCUUGCUCUACACCUUGAUCUUCUUUACAAUGAGUUUCUCUUGUAUCGUACGGUCCAGAAAUGGACACGCGACCAACCAGGUGCCAUCAUCAAAACAUCCUGCGAAAUGCUCAGCGCUCUACUCUCAAUGGUGUCAAAAUUUACCCGAUUGGGCCACCCGAUAUUUGAUAUGGGUUUUAAUUUGUGCUAUUUUGGAUUACCUGCCGCAGGAAUUCUGUCCGCGGAACUUCUCAGGAGAUCCAAGUCGCUGAUCUCGGAUACGAACAUUAGCUUUCCUCGCUCGGAAAUUAUUCAGAACCUCAGUGUUUUCUCGUCGUAUCUAGAGACAUUCAUCCAACAGGAAGAGGGGAAUUACCGCGUCUCCCAGCAAGGACAACGUAUCAUUCGUCAUAUUCUGGAUCAGGUCCUAUCCAGAAACGAUUUCCCCUCCGUGAUGCCCGAGAUGUCAGAUCAGGAGCUUCUUGUCGAAGAUCUCUUACACGAUGUCGAUGAUCACGAUCGAGGUCUAUUUCUGGAUUGGAUGGAUGGCGCAGUCGAGCAUAAAUCUGAUAACUGGCUCAAGUGGGUAAACUUCAAUUGA
Penicillium argentinense is the source of this 2025-nucleotide messenger RNA. RefSeq lists its product as uncharacterized. Gene Ontology annotation, cellular component: nucleus. The record is from RefSeq and is a predicted model, not a curated record. Gene Ontology annotation, biological process: regulation of DNA-templated transcription; DNA-templated transcription. The transcript has 4 exons. Gene Ontology annotation, molecular function: zinc ion binding; DNA binding; DNA-binding transcription factor activity, RNA polymerase II-specific. Lineage: Eukaryota; Fungi; Ascomycota; Eurotiomycetes; Eurotiales; Aspergillaceae. Bases 1 to 2025 code for a protein of 674 amino acids.